AUGCUGUUGAACUUCCUCACGCUAUGUCUGUGCUAUACCGUACAGAUAGCGGCACUGCCAACACGCAGACAAGCUCAGAGUGAUAGCCAGUAUAAGCGUCUAAUCGUUUUCGGCGACAGCUUCUCAGAGAACGGCAGCGGAGCAUGGCUCGUCAGUAACGAGACCUGGCCAGCAGAUCCAGCCUACUACAAUCACACCUUCUCCAACGGCCCCGUCUGGGCCACAACCCUCGCCCGCACCCUAGGCAACAUCCCCCUCCUCGACUACGCAACCGGCGGUGCAACCGCCGACAACAGCUUCAUAACGGGCUACACCGGCCCCGAAAGCACCAUCGAAGUGCCCUCAGCCUACGACCAAGUACAGCAUUUCCUCAGCGACUCUUCGCCCCAAGAGAGAGAUCUCUUCGUGCACUGGAUAGGAGCCAACGAUGCGUUCUUCGACACGAACGUCACUGGCGCAUCCAUCACCAGCUUGAUCAACAGGAAUUUGGAUCUCCUAUAUCGUGCUGGCGCCAAGACGAUUCUGUUUGGAAAUUAUCCGCCGGUCACUCAGUUUCCUGCGAUAUUUGGAAUGUCGGGUUACGAGUUUGCGGAGGCGUAUGCGGACUCUUUGACCACUGGGUUGGAGAAUAUCGUUGCUGGGUAUGGCGCCUACAUGAAGCUCGGUCUGGUCGAUGUCGAUGCUUUCUUCGCGAAUGUCUUCGCUGACCCGGAGAGUUAUGGGAUCGAUAGGAAGUAUGUGGAUCCGCCGACUGCAUGUCUGCAAGGUUCAUAUGCGAACCAGGGCGUCCCGAGGAGUCUGUGUGAUGAUCCGGAGCGGCAUCUGUUCUUCGAUCCUUAUCAUCCGGUCACGACAGUGCACAGCAGGGUUGCCGGGCUGUUUGAGCAAGGUCUUGAUCAGCUAUAG
This is a messenger RNA of Fulvia fulva, 906 nucleotides long. Its product is annotated as Phosphatidylcholine-sterol acyltransferase. Lineage: Eukaryota; Fungi; Ascomycota; Dothideomycetes; Mycosphaerellales; Mycosphaerellaceae. The coding region runs from base 1 to 906 and encodes 301 amino acids. The transcript is spliced from 2 exons. Gene Ontology annotation, molecular function: hydrolase activity, acting on ester bonds. The record is from RefSeq and is a predicted model, not a curated record.